AAAAGAUGGCCUAAGUAAAUAGAAAACGAAAGAAGAUUUGCCGGGAAUUUCCUUUUUAGUUUGCUGUGAUACAGACCGCCAUUUGCAGAAAGAAUUUAAAGUCAGAAUGGACCACGUUCCCCGUCUAUCAGAGGUCCUGUAUGUUGGUCUGUGUCGUAAGAUAGGGACACCGACAGAAGUGGCCAUCAGGAGAGACCUACUGGACAUGGAGGAGAUGAUAAUGAAACCUGUUUAUAAUCAAAGAGGAAUUAGUAUAAUGGAGAGUGGGAGUUAUAGAGAGGGGUUUAGGUUGAGAUCAUCGGACGUGGAUAAAAUGUUUUGCUUGGGGAAGUAUAAAUUAAUAUCUGAUAGCAUCUCCAAUUUCUGGAUUUACAAUAACUCAAAACAUCACGUAAUACUGAUGGAAGAUUCAGACACACCGCCAGGAUUUGUCAGACUUCGUCUUCUGACACCCAUGCAUGCACAAUCUACUAAACCCAGUAUUGUGAAUUUAUGUUAUGCUUUCAUUAAUGGCGGGAUUUACAUAUCUAGUUCUUUGAUGAGAAAAGUUUCUUUUGAUAAAUUUACGAGCAAGGAAAGGUAUGGAAACACAAAUAACACCAUUCACGGCCCUUGUACGAAUUACUUUUUUAAAUCUAUUGAAAUCGAUAAUGCUCCUUGCUUUGCCACCAAUUGUUGCAGUAAAUUCUUAAGAAGUUUUGUGGAAAGAUGCCAGAGACAUGUCUGGCCGCCUAUAUAUGUGUUAGAAAUAAUUCUUAGAAAAGGAUGUCACUGCGUGCCAAUUGGAAGUACAUGUAAAUUGGUAUCGAAUUCUAAUGAACUGGAAUGGAGAUUAUCGUUUUCUCAAGCUGAACAGCAACUAGUAUGUACCAUGAACCAUACACAAUUUCUAUGUUAUGGUCUUCUGAAAAUAUUUCUAAAGGAAGUUAUAAAUUACCGACAAAAGACAAUAUUGUGUUCAUAUUUCAUGAAGACCACAAUGUUUUGGAUGAUGCAAUUGGGAAACGUUAGUUGGCACCCAAACAAUUUACUGAAUUGCUUUUGGAAAUGUUACAAAUUUCUCAUUCAUGUUGUCUAUCGCGGAGUUUUUCCAAAUUUUUUUAUUUCAAAUAACAACAUGAUUGUAAACAAACUUGAAGGCGAAACACGUGAAUCUCUUUUACAACAGCUUUAUCAGUAUUACAGAAUGGGUGUGUCCUGUUUACUGCUGAGUCCGACUCUCAGAUCAAUCCUGGAACCAGCCCUCGAUAACCAGUUUUUUGUGUUAUCCUUUUCUGAGAACAUAACAUACAAAGAUAAGUGUGGCUGGAAGGAGAUAUUCAGACUGGCGUUUCAAAGUGAAGAAUUAUCCGAUUGUUAUCACUACUUGAUUCAAAUUGAUAAACUAUCUCAAUUAUCAAUCACACCAUACCAGUUUUUAACAUUACAGCACUGUACCUCCCAGAAUCUCGUUGAUUUAGCCUUCAGAAUGGCUAAUAGCACUUUAUGUAGCACACAUAAAAAUGUAUACAUCUUAGAUAGAAUGAUUUGUAACAUGCUGAAAUUUGCAGCAAAGUUAGGUCCCGUGUCUCAUUUAUUAUAUUUAGCAUUGUAUUACCACAAGACUGGGAGAUAUGAUAAAACACUACAUAUCACUUAUCUCGCUAGGCAAAGAAUGUCACAUGACUUUAUUAUGUACGCUACUUUUGUUAAGCAAAGGUACAAUGAAGCUGUAGGUAAUCUCUCUUUGUCUAGAAGAAUGAGGACAGCGUGGGUUAACCAUAUGUAUCUAUUCAAUGAUAUUUCCUGCAUUGAAUUAAGUUUGGAACGAAGUGUAAUCCAACAAAAUGGAUUAGGGUUCUUAAUUUUAUCACCGUUUGUUUUAGUAGAUAUGUUGUCUGUGUUAUCUCAUUAUAGACUAGGUAAUAGAUUUCAGUGUUUACAGUCACUGUCAGACCUACAGACACUGCUGCUCCAUGACGAUGGGACAUAUAAUCCUUUACUCAACAGAGACAUAUCCUGGCAGAUACUAGGAAUCUGUCAGCAUGUUGUGGGAGACUUACAUGGUGCUUUAGAAUCUUUUGAAGAGUCUCUCAGACAGGAACCAUUCCAUGGAAUACAAGAAGCUACAGAUAUUAGAAAAAGAUGGGUUAAAGGACAGUUACACAGAAAUUUACAAACAUAAAAUAAAAAGAAAAUGUUUCAUUAUGCUGGUCUGAAAAAGUUACAAGUAGUACUUGGAUCAGUCAAACGUUUCUAAACAUAUUUAAUUUAAAUUAUCUUUUAAAAAUAUUUUGCUGGUACGCUUUUUAUGAUUACAUAUGAUAAAAAUAUCCUAAUUUUUUAUGUUAUUAUGUGUUGAACAUUCAUCUAUGUUGAUUUUUUUCCUAACUUUUAUUUGUUGUAGAACAUCACUCUGUAUUUUAUUUCAAAUGUCAACGCAAGUGUAAUCUCAUU
Molecule: messenger RNA, 2436 nt
Organism: Saccostrea cuccullata (small rock oyster)
Lineage: Eukaryota; Metazoa; Mollusca; Bivalvia; Ostreida; Ostreidae
Exons: 2
Coding region: 107-2164 (685 amino acids)
Source: RefSeq, a predicted model, not a curated record